AUAUAGUCUGCCCCUCCCGGUCUCCCUUUUUUAUCUUUGUUGCUCUGUUGGAAUUAUCAUUUAGAGAGCAGUGUACAAUAUCCCGUAUACCGGACGUACAUUGGAACACUACCAAAAUGCUAUCAACAUCAUCAAGCCUCUACAGCUCAGGGAGCAGUACCCAUUCCUCAAACAUCUCCACAACAACCUCCACAACCUCCCACCAACAACAGCAAAAUCAGCAACCACCAAAACAAACCUUCCCAAUCGCCUACCCCCCACCCCAAAAGGCCCCCACCUGCUUCCGCCGCUUCACACCAAACCUCCUCCUUCAAAUCCAACAACUCUCAACAACAUCAAAUAAGCGCCGCCACAUCCCGAUCCUAGAAGUCUGGCAGCCGUCGAUAUUUAAUACGCGCGUUGCGAAAAAGGUGCCCAAGUUGGGGUCUGGGGAUGUGUAUGUUACGCAGUGUGAGGGGUUUUUGCAUUUGAGGUCGAGCUCGGAGGGGCGGACGGAUGGGGAGCGGGGGGUGAAUGUAAAUGCGAAUGUGGAUGUUGAUGAUAAAGAGGUUGAGAGGAUGGUUGUUGGUGUUGUUGCGCGGAAUGCGCAGGAUGAAGGAAAGAGGAUGGUUUAUUUUGAGAAUGGAGUUGGGUGGGAGGCUAGUUCGGAGAAGGGGGUUUAUCGGGUGUCGUUUCGGGAUAGGGUGCUUGAGUGGGAGAAGGAUGUGCAAGGGGAGCGGUUUGUGUUGAGGAUUGCGGAUUCGCGACGGGUGAGGGUUGCGAGGAUGAGUAGGACGAGUGUGGAGGUGGGUUCGUGGGGUAGGAGGGUUAGAGAGUAUUUGAGGGACGGGCUUAUUUCGGAGUUUGGGACUCGAACGAAAGAGGAUCUAGAUGGGAGGUUAUGUACCCUGAUACUGACAUCGGGGGUUUGGGUUGCCGGUCAGGAAGGCUGGAUCAAUACAUCAUAAUACGAUUGACACAAUGAUACCAAUGAAUCGAUUCUAGUUUACUAUGC
This is a messenger RNA of Aspergillus glaucus CBS 516.65, 994 nucleotides long. RefSeq lists its product as uncharacterized. The transcript has 2 exons. The coding region runs from base 117 to 947 and encodes 276 amino acids. Lineage: Eukaryota; Fungi; Ascomycota; Eurotiomycetes; Eurotiales; Aspergillaceae. The record is from RefSeq and is a predicted model, not a curated record.